ACCGAGCAGAUACGAGUCGCAGAAGCGCCGCGAUUGGAACACCUUCGGUCAAUAUCUCCGAAACCACCGCCCGCCGCUCGAGCUCUCGCGCUGCAGCGGCGCGCACGUUCUUGAAUUCCUAAGAUACUUGGAUCAGUUCGGGAAGACCAAAGUCCACUCCCCAUCCUGCCCCUUUUUCGGGCAGCCCUGCCCCCCCGGCCCCUGCUCCUGCCCGCUCCGACAAGCUUGGGGCAGCCUCGACGCCCUCGUCGGCCGCCUCAGAGCCGCCUUUGAAGAAAACGGCGGCCGACCUGAAGCAAACCCGUUCGCCGCACGUGCCGUCCGGCUCUACCUCCGCGACCUUCGGGACUCGCAGGCUAAAGCUCGCGGAGUUGCUUACGAUAAGAAGAAAAGGAAGAGAGCGGUUUCGUCGCAGCAGGCCGUGGUGACGUCGCUUGACUUUGAUUCUGGUCAACAUCAUCAGUAUGAGAGCAUUUUGAUGAUUCCCGGCGGUGGUGGCGGCGGUGGUGAAGUCGUAGGCGGCGGCGGCGAUCAGAUGGUGUGUGAUGAAGAGGAGCAUGGUAGUGGAGCUAUGAUUCCAGUACUGUCUGCGUUUCAUUGAAUAUCUGUUGGGUACUAGUUGUGUUUGCUCGUCUCUCAUUUCUUGCUUGUUUCGAGGAAGAAACUGCGUAUUUAGCCGUGCAUGCUUUGAUCCAUGAUCAAUGUAUUGAAGUUAAGAAAAAAAAAAAAAAAGGAAUCUUGAUGAUAAUGAAGCAAUGAUGAUCUUUUUGAUAAAUACAUGAUUGGUUUUGAUUUGUUUAGGGUUAAUUUUUUGAUAUUUCAGUUGACGAGAUUAUGAGGUGCUGAAUUUUAUGAUUGGU
Molecule: messenger RNA, 860 nt
Organism: Phalaenopsis equestris
Lineage: Eukaryota; Viridiplantae; Streptophyta; Magnoliopsida; Asparagales; Orchidaceae
Product: protein G1-like1
Biological process (GO): response to light stimulus; mRNA transcription
Cellular component (GO): nucleus
Source: RefSeq, a predicted model, not a curated record